AUGAAUGGCCUUAACAUCCUUAUUCCUGACAUGUUCUAUAUGAUCGCUGCUGAGCACCCCCCACGCGAAAAUACUCCUGCGCUUUCGGACGACACUGGCAGCUCCUCUUCACGCGAAAGCUCUCUACCGGCUACACCUGUCUCUGGACUCAGCCGUGCACCAUCUAUAUCUUUUGAUGACGAAUCCAAACAUGAAUCCCCUGGCGAUGGCACAUAUAUGAGGAUUGUCGAACCAGACGCGGACUCCUCGCCACCAGAAGACAUCACGCGUCCGCUGAAACGGAGACGGUUGGCGGACACACGGGCUUAUGUAUUCCGCUCAGAGAGAGCGCUGCCGCCUAAUAAUUCGAACGACAUGACGAACACCGAUGACGGCGCGCUCUUUGAUCUUGGGCACAUACUCAUCGGCGGCUGCACGAGUGUCGGGGACGUCAAGCCCGAUGCGGCGGACCCGUUGCUAGAAUACGUCUUCCGUCCAUUGAAACGGAAGCGAUUCGUGGACGCGAGCACUGAUGAUGCUUGCGCAAAGGAGGCGCAGACAUCCGAUAUCUCGAGCGGCGCUGCCAAGGUUGAGGACAGCGCUUCAUUCGAUCUUGGGCAUAUCCCCUUUCACGACUGCACGAAGAUCUGGGUCGCCGAACCGGACGAUGUUCACCCAGUCUCCCCCCACAUUGACCUACACGUUUCACUUAAAGCCAUCGCUCGCUCGCCGAAGCGAAAACGGUGUGCGGACACGACGGCCGACGAGGUCUGUGUUAAGAGAAGGCGGUUGUCUGACAGCCCGAGCAACGCGUCAAAGCUCACAGAUGGGGGUCCUUAUGGACCUCACCCUAGAUGCAUGAUCACGGGCUGCGUGUCUGCUGAGGUGGAGGCGUGCUAUAUCCUGCCUCCCGAUAUGCCUCAGUCGUUGGUCUACAAAUACUACGUCGUUGCAGAGGAUGAGCACUCUCCAGACUUGGGAACCCCCCAGGAUUAUACCAUUAUACCUCUAGCUACCACCGCUGCUUGCUCGUAUCGCUCACUGGGGUGGCACGAGCUGAGUGCGAAUCUGCAUCUGAUGACAACUCGAGUGGGCCGUGAAUUCAUGAAGCGACCGCUCCACUACGAGCAUUAUCUAUCUAAGGACGCUCUUGCGCAUAUACCCACCAUCACGCCCGUCUACCCAGAUAUGAUCGAGCCGGUCUUCUCCCAUAUCACACGUGACUCGCCAGUCGAAGUCAUCCCCCGCCUGCCGAAGCGGAAACGGAGCCCAGAAAUAGAGAUCAAUGAAGUUUCUGCCAAGAGAAUGCGCACGUCCGGCUCUGCACGCAACACGUCGAUGAUCGAGGACAGUGUUCCUUUCGGACCUCACCCGAGGUGCAUGAUCACCGGCUGCGUGUCUGCUGAGGUGGAGGCUUGUUAUAUCUUACCUCCUGACAUGCCUCAGCUAUUGGUGAAUUGGAAGAUGGACUACAUUACGUUCAACAUGCGGACCAACUACAACUUCCUCCGUUGCUAUGCACCUGGAAAUAUUAUAUUCCUUCGACGCGACCUCCGAGAACUUUGGGAGACAAACCGGUUGUUGAUAAUACCCCAUCCUGAUCAUUUGCAGAAGCUUAAACAUUGCAAUGUCUACAAAUAUUGCAUCAUCGCAGAGGAAGAGCACCCUCCAGACUCGUACGCGACCAUGAAUAAUAUCAUCACACCUUCCGUCAUGAGGGCUCCUUGCUCAUAUCGGUCGCUCGGAUGGCAUGAACUGAAUGCCCAUCUCCAUCUGAUGAUAUUCCGAGCGGGUCAGAAGUUGAGCAAGCGACCACUGCACUACCAACACGUCUUGCGGGAUCUGCUGCCCUACAAGGAAGUCAAUCACGCAUACAGCAUUAUCAAAUGGCAUGGGACAUGGACGGCCCCCUUGACUUGCGAACUGGUACCCGACAGACGGUUGUGGGCAACGGGCGAGCUCUCACCCUGUCCUAAGAAUUAUUACCGCCCCCCCAGAACACAGUAUUGUUCUCCCCUGUUGGAUGACGACACUGACCGCUUUCGUCGCCAGUUCCGGCCAAUCCUCUCAGGGAUAAAGAGGAGGCGUUUUGGCGACACCAGUGGGAGCGGCCAGGAUUACAUCGGAGAUGCUGAACGGGAAGUCAGCAUUCGUCAGUGGUGUCUGGAAUGCGACCAAGCUCGAGAUGAGUGGACGAUGGGACCGCCUGCGGAACCUGAGGACGCAGAGAUACUCGCUUAUCGACAAGAGGAAGCUGGCGAUGUGCAGCCUGUUGUGCAAAAGCCUUGGUCGGUGGAAAGCUAUUUCUCAAGGUACAUUCUGUGCCACAUUUGCAGGCCAAUGUUUGACUGA
Molecule: messenger RNA, 2331 nt
Organism: Postia placenta MAD-698-R-SB12
Lineage: Eukaryota; Fungi; Basidiomycota; Agaricomycetes; Polyporales; Adustoporiaceae
Exons: 5
Coding region: 1-2331 (776 amino acids)
Source: RefSeq, a predicted model, not a curated record